GGUACCAAAAAAAGAAAGGCUCUCAAUAAAUUGCCCAGGCUGACCUUGUAGUUGCCUCAGCUGCCCCUGUAGCUAGGAUUACAGGUGUAUACUACUGUGCCUGGCCCCCCAAAAAGUAAUUUUUAAAGCUGAACAACCUUUGAGGCUGGCAAGGAGUAGAGGCCAGCUCCUCCUUACGUGACUCCGGCCUUGUCUGCCCCCUCUCUGGAGCGCUUCCUUUGUGGAUGCAGAUCCCUAUCCCGGGAAGGGAUCUUCCCUCUGUUGCUCAGGCCAAGCCCAAUUCCCUGACCUGUUCCCAGGGGGUCUGUAGGAUCCACAGAGAUGCCCUGGGGUAGCACAAAGUGUCGGGCUUGUGUGAGACAGGCUGGAGCAGACACUUAACCAACUCUCAGAGUUGUGCUUUCCCCAUCUAUGACAUGGGGACAGCUCCUAGUUUCUGAAGUCGUGGUGAUGACUCCGUUAGAUAAUUAAGUAAAGGACCAAGACAAGAACUCAGAACAGAAUGGUCCCUUAGCAAACACCACAGCCCUGUCCCAGCCCCUUUCACUUUAACCCUCACAACACAGGGAGGGGCAGGGAUUUUUUUUAAAUCUACAUUGAUUACUUUGCAUAUCUAUCAUGAAAUAUCAUUUGGUUUGGGGGAGCUUUGUUUUGUUUGGAAUAGGGUCUCACUAUGUUGUCCAGGCUAUCCUUAAGUUCCUGGUUUCAAAAGAUCCUCUGGCCUCAGCCUCAGCGUCCUGAGUAGCUGGGGCUAGAUGUGUAUGACUGCUUCUGGCAGCCUUUCAUUUUUAGUUCAUCAGACACUGUCCCUCUGUCACUUACAGAGCUGACCAGCACACAAGAGUGACUGUCAGGAGUCACUCGAGAGUUGAGUGCUAGGGCUGUCGCUUAUGUGCUAGAGCUGCUUGCCCUGGGACUCCAUCCCCAGUAGGGCACCUCCCCAUAAAAAGAGUUGGUGCAAAAAAAUAAAAAUAUAAAAAAUAAAAAGUCGGUGUGAUCUCAGCCCCAAGGCAGGGAUACUUCACCCGCGCAGGCUCGUGGGUGCCUCCUGGAUGGCCACAGGACACACAAGGGUUUUCAUAAUAUUGAAAUUAGCUCAAGAGCCUAUUCACGUGUAAGCCCCAGGGCUCCUGAUUCAUAAUCUUUUUUUAGUCACCUACACUUUAAAAAAAAACCUAACAGCUUUGUUGAGGAGUAAUUCACCUAUUUAAAGUGUACAGUUCCGUGGGUUUUAGUAUAGUCCCAGAGCUGUGCGGCCAUCACCAAUUUAGGACAUUUCCAUUAGGAACUCGUAUCCAUUGGCCAUCACUCUGGACCACUGCUCACAGCUCUAGGCAACCACUAAUUUAUGUACACUUCUGAAAUUCUGCUUCUCAGGCGGGUGGUGGGGGCUUGUUCAUAACUUUGUGCCCACAAUUUCAGGAGCUACCUAGGUUCCCUGAAGUUUAUCGAAGACAUCAGGUUGAAGAAGUCAGCUGUAGUGGAGACCUCUCACCCAAUGGGCAUCAGAAGUCCAGAGAGGGCAAAGGUCAAACCCUGUGCGACCCAGGAAACCCACAGCAGGACUGUACCAACCAUCUCCUUUCCGUGGCUCCCUUGUGACAGGGCUCCCAUGAGGCUCUUCGUUUGUUUUAAAGAAAGAGGGCUAGCCACUUUUCACUGAGCUCCGGUGCUAUGUCAGGCACCUUUCUAGGUGUUUAUCAUAGAGGUUCAUACUCUUCACCAUAGUCCUGUGGUCAGCAUUAUGGUCACCGUUUGAAAGAUGAAGAAACUGAGGCUCAGAGAGGUUGCUGAUAAGUGUAGGGGCUGCAUUAAAACUCAGGGCCAAUGACCCUAGGGGUUGUGAUCUCCCCGCUGCACUUGAUUGCUGUCCUCACUCAUCAAUGGAAGACAGAGUAGCCCUCUUCCUCCUCACACUUGCCCAGCACAUUCAGAGUUCCUGAUUUCUGGUAUUAUCCCCCAAGAAGGCCAUGCCCACCCCUGUACAGGAGAGGAAUAGACAGAGGAGUCUGGGGAGCACAGGGGACAAGAAACAGAAGCAUCAGGAAGAGCCCAGGAGCAGCCCUGUCCUCAGCUCCUGCCCCAGUGCAGCCAGAUCCUUGGAGGUGAUGUGGAUCAUCGUGGGCGUGAUCCUCCUCUACUACAUCCUCGGGGUCAGCGCCUUGAUUGGAGCAGCUGUCAUCAUUCUGCUGGCUCCAGUCCAGUACUUCGUGGCCACAAAGCUGUCCCAGGCCCAGCGGAGCACUCUGGAAUAUUCCAAUGAGAGGCUGAAGCAGACCAACGAGAUGCUGCGCGGCAUCAAGUUGCUCAAGCUGUACGCCUGGGAGCACAUCUUCUGCUCGAGGGUGGAGGUGACCCACAGGAAGGAGAUGACAAGCCUCCGGGCCUUCGCCGUCUACACCUCCAUCUCCAUUUUCAUGAACACGGCCAUCCCCAUCGCCGCGGUGCUCAUCACCUUCGUGGGCCACGUCAGCUUCUUCAAAGAGUCUGACUUCUCACCCUCUGUGGCCUUUGCCUCCCUCUCCCUCUUCCAUAUCCUGGUCACUCCGCUGUUCCUGCUGUCCAGUGUGGUCCGCUCUACCGUCAAAGCUCUGGUGAGCGUGCAAAAGCUGAGCGAGUUCCUGUCCAGUGCAGAGAUCCGCGAGGAGCAGUGUGCUCCCCGAGAGCCUGUGCCCCAAGGCCAGGCCAGCAAGUACCAGGCAGUGCCCCUCAAGGUUGUGAACCGCAAACGUCCUGCCCGGGAGGACUGUCGGGACCUCAUGGGCCCACUACAGAGGCUGACCCCCAGCGCAGACGGGGAGGCUGAAAACUGCUGUGUCCAGAUCCUUGGAGGCUUCUUCACCUGGACCCCUGACGGAAUCCCCACACUGUCCAACAUCACCAUCCGCAUCCCCCGAGGCCAGCUGACCAUGAUCGUGGGGCAGGUGGGCUGCGGCAAGUCCUCACUCCUCCUCGCCACGCUGGGGGAGAUGCAGAAGAUCUCAGGAGCCGUCUUCUGGAACAGCAGCCUUCCUGAUGGCGAGACAGGAGAAGACCCCAGCAGCCCAGAGCGGGAGACGGCGUCCGACUCCGACAUCAGGAAGAGAGGCCCAGUGGCCUAUGCUUCUCAGAAACCAUGGCUGCUGAACGCCACUGUGGAGGAGAAUAUCACCUUUGAGAGUCCCUUCAACAAGCAACGGUACAAGAUGGUCAUCGAAGCGUGCUCCCUGCAGCCAGACAUCGACAUCCUGCCCCACGGAGACCAGACCCAGAUUGGGGAACGGGGCAUCAACCUGUCUGGUGGUCAGCGCCAGAGAAUCAGUGUGGCCCGCGCCCUGUACCAGCACACCAAUGUCGUCUUCUUGGAUGAUCCUUUCUCAGCUCUGGAUGUCCACCUGAGUGACCACUUGAUGCAGGCCGGGAUCCUUGAGCUGCUCCGGGACGACAAGAGGACAGUGGUCCUGGUGACCCACAAGCUACAGUACUUGCCUCAUGCAGACUGGAUCAUCGCUAUGAAGGAUGGCACUAUCCAGAGGGAGGGCACGCUCAAGGACUUCCAGAGGUCUGAGUGCCAGCUCUUCGAGCACUGGAAGACCCUCAUGAACCGGCAGGACCAGGAGCUGGAGAAGGAGACAGUCGUGGAGAGAAAAGUCACAGAGCCACCCCAAGGCCUGCCCCGUGCCGUGUCCUCAAAAGACGGCUUUCUGCAAGAUGAAGAUGAGGAGGAAGAGGAGGUGGCCGAGAGCGAGGAAGACGACAACCUGUCCUCCCUGCUGCACCAGCGAGCCAAGAUCCCGUGGCGCGCCUGUGCCAAGUACCUGUCCUCCGCCGGCAUCCUGCUCCUGUCACUGCUGGUCUUCUCCCAGCUGCUCAAGCACAUGGUCUUGGUGGCCAUCGACUACUGGCUGGCCAAGUGGACCGACAGCGCCCUGACCCUGAGCCCUGCGGCCAGGAACUGCUCUCUCAGCCAGGAGUGCUCCCUGGACCAGACCGUCUAUGCCAUGGUGUUCACCGUGCUCUGCAGCCUGGGCAUCGUGCUGUGUCUGGUCACCUCUGUCACCGUGGAGUGGACAGGACUGAAGGUGGCCAAGAGACUGCAUCGCAGCCUGCUGAACCGCAUCAUCCUAGCCCCCAUGAGGUUCUUUGAGACCACGCCCCUUGGGAGCAUCCUGAACAGAUUUUCAUCUGACUGUAACACCAUCGACCAGCACAUCCCAUCCACGCUGGAAUGCCUGAGCCGCUCCACCCUGCUCUGCGUCUCGGCCCUGGCCGUCAUCUCCUAUGUCACACCUGUGUUCCUCGUGGCCCUCUUGCCCCUGGCCAUCAUGUCCUACUUCAUCCAGAAGUACUUCCGGGUGGCAUCCAGGGACCUGCAGCAGCUGGAUGACACCACCCAGCUGCCACUUCUCUCACACUUUGCUGAGACCGUGGAGGGCCUCACUACCAUCCGGGCCUUCAGGUAUGAGGCCCGGUUCCAGCAGAAGCUUCUCGAAUACACCGACUCCAACAACAUCGCCUCCCUCUUCCUCACGGCAGCCAACAGAUGGCUGGAAGUCCGCAUGGAGUACAUCGGUGCCUGCGUGGUGCUCAUUGCAGCUGCCACCUCCAUCUCCAACUCCCUGCACAGGGAGCUCUCGGCCGGCCUGGUGGGCCUGGGCCUCACCUAUGCCCUCAUGGUCUCUAACUACCUCAACUGGAUGGUGAGGAACCUGGCGGACAUGGAGAUCCAGCUGGGCGCCGUGAAGCGCAUCCAUGGGCUCCUGAAGACCGAGGCGGAGAGCUACGAGGGGCUGCUGGCCCCAUCACUGAUCCCGAAGAACUGGCCAGACCAAGGGAAGAUCCAGAUCCAGAACCUGAGCGUGCGCUACGACAGCUCUCUGAAGCCGGUGCUCAAGCACGUCAACGCCCUCAUCUCACCAGGACAGAAGAUCGGGAUCUGCGGCCGCACGGGCAGUGGGAAGUCCUCCUUUUCCCUGGCCUUCUUCCGCAUGGUGGACAUGUUCGAGGGCCGCAUCGUCAUUGAUGGCAUUGACAUCGCCAGACUGCCACUGCACACCCUGCGCUCGCGCCUGUCCAUCAUCCUGCAGGACCCUGUCCUCUUCAGCGGCACCAUCCGGUUUAACCUGGACCCAGAGAAGAAGUGCUCGGACAGCACACUGUGGGAGGCCCUGGAGAUUGCCCAGCUGAAGCUGGUGGUGAAGGCGUUGCCUGGAGGCCUCGACGCCAUCGUCACAGAGGGUGGGGAGAACUUCAGCCAGGGCCAGAGGCAGCUCUUCUGUCUGGCUCGGGCCUUUGUGAGGAAGACCAGUAUCUUCAUCAUGGACGAGGCCACAGCUUCCAUCGACAUGGCUACGGAGGACAUCCUCCAGAAGGUGGUGAUGACGGCCUUCGCAGACCGCACUGUGGUCACCAUUGCGCAUCGUGUGCACACCAUCCUCAGCGCAGACCUGGUGAUGGUCCUGAAGCGGGGCGCCAUCCUGGAGUUGGACAAGCCAGAGAACCUGCUCAGCCGGAAGGACAGCGUCUUCGCCUCCUUUGUCCGCGCAGACAAGUGACCUGCCAGCAACCAAGUGCCAUCUCCUCUGCCAUCUCCUCGUACCCUCACCCUGCCUCCACCUCACCUGGUUUUUUGAACUGUAAAUCACU
Fukomys damarensis (Damara mole-rat) is the source of this 5625-nucleotide messenger RNA. It is a transcript of the gene Abcc8, whose product is annotated as ATP binding cassette subfamily C member 8. Gene Ontology annotation, biological process: transmembrane transport; potassium ion transport. Gene Ontology annotation, cellular component: membrane. NCBI's taxonomy places the organism in Eukaryota, Metazoa, Chordata, Mammalia, Rodentia, Bathyergidae. The record is from RefSeq and is a predicted model, not a curated record. The coding region runs from base 1971 to 5534 and encodes 1187 amino acids. Gene Ontology annotation, molecular function: ATP hydrolysis activity; ATP binding; ABC-type transporter activity. The transcript is spliced from 32 exons.